Molecule: messenger RNA, 684 nt
Organism: Dictyostelium purpureum
Lineage: Eukaryota; Evosea; Eumycetozoa; Dictyosteliales; Dictyosteliaceae
Exons: 2
Coding region: 1-684 (227 amino acids)
Cellular component (GO): mitotic spindle pole; spindle microtubule; cytoplasm
Molecular function (GO): microtubule binding
Source: RefSeq, a predicted model, not a curated record
AUGUCAGAAGAAAUUAUUGCUAAUGUUGAUGAACUCCAUAAAAAUGGUGAAUUUGCUAAAGUAUUUGAAACUUUAACCGAAGCUGAUAAAAAUUCACCAAAUAAUGUAGAAAUAUUAUGGCGUCUUUCAAGAGCUUACUUUGACAAAAAUGAAGAAACCAACGAUAAAGCACAAAAGAAACAAUUUGUUGAAACCUCUGUCGAAUAUGCUAAUAAAGCUAUUACUGCUGAUCCAAACCAUUGGGCUGCUCACAAAUGGGUUGCUAUCAGUUUAUCAGCAUUAGGUGACCAUGUCAGUUCAAAAGAAAAAAUUGCCAAUGCAUUCAAAAUUAAGGAACAUGCUGUUAAAGCUGAUGAAUUAAAACCAAAAGAUCCAACCACUCUUCAUUUAUUAGGUAGAUGGUGCUUCUCCAUUGCUUCAAUUGGUUUCAUUGAAAGAGGUAUCGCCUCUGCUUUAUUCGGUACCCCACCAACUUCAACUUAUGACGAAGCUCUUAAAUACUUUUUAGCUGCAUAUGAAGCCGAUCCAAAUCUUAUUCGUAAUGCUAUUUUCAUUGGUGAUUCCUACACCCAACUUAAAAAUACUCCAAAAGCUAAAGAAUUUUACAAAAUCGCCGCUUCCAUCGAACCAAAGAACGAAUUUGAAAAGACUUUAGUUAAAGAAGCACAAAACAAAGCCAAAUAA